Rhodotorula graminis WP1 is the source of this 647-nucleotide messenger RNA. RefSeq lists its product as uncharacterized. The record is from RefSeq and is a predicted model, not a curated record. Lineage: Eukaryota; Fungi; Basidiomycota; Microbotryomycetes; Sporidiobolales; Sporidiobolaceae. Bases 1 to 513 code for a protein of 170 amino acids. The transcript is spliced from 3 exons.
AUGCCAGCCUUCCUCGACAAGAUCAAGAACGUCGUCGCGCCCAACCACGAUGAGGGCGACCGCGGCCGUGCGAGCCACGCCCCGGCUCACGGCUCGCACCUCAACCCUGCCAACGCCGACCAGCCGCACGGCGCCGAGCCUCGCGGCCGCAACCUCACCGCAACCGGUCGCGGUGGUGCCGGCAACAUGAGCCGCUCGCGCGUGCGCGACGGGUCGCAGCCGGCCGAGUCGCCCGCCGACGUCGAGGCGGCGCGCUCUCGCUCGCGGUCGCGCGCCCGGGCGCACCACCACGGCGAGGACUACCCGGUCCCGAUCGGGCGCGGCGGGCUCGGCAACGUGCGCGGCGAGAGCAAGGACGCGAGGAGCCGUGACCGCGAGCGUGAGCUCGAGGCGCAGGACAAGCGGGUCGAGGCUGCGUUUGCCGAGAAGCACAAGGACGACAAGUGGCUCAGCGGCAGGGGCGGCGCGGGCAACACGGCUCACGGCGACGAGGGCCCACAGGUCCACAAGUAGCGCCGUUGCCGUUCCUAUCUCGCUCGAGCCCCCUUCGUCCUCCCCCUCGUCUUUAAUCUGCUCUCGCCCUCCCGUCUUGUCGCUACCCGUAGCCGUCGUGCAGUCCCUUGUCCUAUCGAACUCUCUCUUUCUCC